GGGCGAAAACAAUGUCGGAAACAAGUCCGUUACACGUUCCUCACACUCACCAAAUCACUCUUCCAAGUCGGAGCUCUAAAAAACUCGCAAAGAACAAGAUCAAGAACAGGAGUAGGAGAAAAGAAGAAGCUUGAAACAUUAUCCAUUUGCCUCAAAAGAUUUAUUGUUUUUCUUCCUCCCCUUCUUCUUCUCCGCAGAGAUAUAUAAAUGUUUAUGUUGGAGUGAUCUUCAAAGCAGCAGUCUUCAUUGAUUGCUUGCGAAGAUUCUUCAAUGGCUACAAAUGGCGGAACUGAAGAAGAACAGCAACAGUUAGAUCUGUUAAGCAAACCACUAAAAGACGGUGAGCGUCUAGUGGCCCCUACAAGGAGACCUGACGGUACUCUCCGAAAACCUAUUCGAAUUAGGGCAGGUUAUGUCCCUCAAGAUGAAGUUGCGAUUUACCAGUCCAAAGGUGCUCUGUUGAGAAAAGGGUUGGACACGCCUGAGGUUCCUCCGGGUUAUGAUCCUGUCUUGGAUGCUAAGCCCAAGUCAAAGUCUGCUCGAAGGAAUGAAAAAAAAAAGGAGAAGAAGGAACAGGUACUUCUUGCUUGCUCAAUUUCUUCGAAGUCUUUAGUUUAUAAAGAGAAUUUG
Molecule: messenger RNA, 630 nt
Organism: Macadamia integrifolia
Lineage: Eukaryota; Viridiplantae; Streptophyta; Magnoliopsida; Proteales; Proteaceae
Product: partner of Y14 and mago-like
Exons: 2
Biological process (GO): exon-exon junction complex disassembly
Cellular component (GO): cytoplasm; exon-exon junction complex
Molecular function (GO): RNA binding
Source: RefSeq, a predicted model, not a curated record